Alnus glutinosa is the source of this 1001-nucleotide messenger RNA. Its product is annotated as protein NDR1-like. The coding region runs from base 163 to 795 and encodes 210 amino acids. Lineage: Eukaryota; Viridiplantae; Streptophyta; Magnoliopsida; Fagales; Betulaceae. The record is from RefSeq and is a predicted model, not a curated record. Gene Ontology annotation, biological process: defense response to other organism. The transcript has a single exon.
CGAUAUCACACCCCCAAAAGCCCCCUCUCACUCGGUCGAUGCCCUCCCGUUUCCUCACUUUCUUCAUCGCACUUUCCUCAAAGUUUCUCCCAGCAAAAAACAGAGUAUAAGGGAGUUCACCAAAAAAACAGAAAAUCAGUUUUUUCACCGACGAUUACAGACAUGGCCGAUAGCGAGUCCGGCGGGUGUUGCCGGUGCUGUUUCAGCUUCAUAAUUACUCUCGGCCUCACAUCCCUCUUCAUGUGGCUAAGUCUACGUGCUGACAAUCCCAAGAUUACGAUCAAGUACUUUUAUCUCCCUGCCCUCAACAAAACCUUUAACAACCGAACAACAAACAACACCCUCAUCAUUGAGCUGAAGCUGGACAACGGCAACAAGGACAAGGGGAUUUACUAUGAUGCCAUCAACCUCACUUUCUCCGACAAUCCCAAUAGGUCACUGUCGCACCUGAUGGGGAACCAUACCAUUCCUGCGUUCCGACAGGGGCAGAACAAAAAGGCCAAGAGGAUAGUGCCCGUGGAGAUCAAUCGAACAAUGGCUACCCUGGCGGCUUUUCCAAAUGGGUCGGCGGUUUUCCGGGUGGAUAUGGCGACCGCGGUGAGGUUCAGGAUCAUGUUUUGGAAGACCAAGAGGCACAGGUUGAUGUUAGGGGCAAGUGUGGGAGUCAAUGACCAUGGCGUUGGUAACUUCAGCAAGAAAAAAGGGAUCAGGCUCAAGUCCGGCGCACCGGAGCAUGGAGGCUGUUGCGCGCAGAUGGGACUUUUGGUUGGAUUGAUGGUCUUGGUUUUGCUUUAAUUUUCUUUGACUUUUCAUGAUUUCGAGGCAUUUGAAGGUUGAAUUAUUAUUAUUAUUAUUAUUAUUUUCAAUUUUACGGAAAUUGUUUGUACUACUUUAUGUACGAAAAAAAUGUUGUCGUUUGUGGGAACUUUUAGGAAGAAUUUUUAUAAAUUAAUUGUUAUUGUAAUUUUUUUUACAAAUUUAUAAAAAUUAAUAUUAUGUCA